UUUUACUGACACUUACGCUGAGGCUAUCUCCCUUUUUUACUGACACUUACGUUGGCUUACGUUUUGUUGACACUUACGUUGUCAGUGUCAGCCGACAGUGGUCAGUUGUUUUUGGAAUUUUGCUGCGCGCCGCUGUUCGCUCCGCUGCCGCCUGUCUGUGUGAGUGCGCGUGUGUGAGGAGGCAAAGAAGAGGAAGCAAGAAGGAAGCCGCAAAAGGAAAAUCCAAUUCCGAGAAAUCUUAUCAAUGAAGACGAAGACUAAAUGAAAAAUAAUCGAGAUGCGUGCGUUUCAAUAGUGCAAAUUUAGUCACCAGUAUUAUUUUUUCGGCACUUCAGUUCGGUUUGUGUGUGUGCGAGUGUUUUGGUGGCGUGAGUGCGUGUGAUCGCCACGCCCACACGGGAAAUGGCAGCAACGGUUUACCAACGCCUACAUAGCGUCGCGGUUGGCGUCGGCAAUGCCGCCGGCAGCGCAGUCGGCAGCGGUUCGGCUUCCUUUCCAGGAUCUGGAUCUGGAACGGGAUCGGGAUCGGGAAUAGGCCAUGGAAACACCUCCUCCUCCUCCGCCCUCCUCAGCCACUCCCAGCUGACGCGCUCGCUGGAACGAAUCCUGGAAGAGGCGCACUUCAGCGGCGAACUGAUCCUGACCAAUCGCAAGCUGAAGGACUUUCCCAGGACGGGAACGAAGUACUCUCUCACGGACACCGUUAUUGCAGAUCUGUCCCGAAAUAGAUUCGCCGAGCUGCCCGAAGAAGUCACGACGUUUGCGUUUUUGGAGACCCUGCUGCUAUAUCACAAUACGAUUCGCAGCAUUCCGGAAUCGGUGAAGCAGCUGUCCUCGCUAACUUAUUUGGAUCUGCGCAGCAAUCAGCUAUCCUCGCUCCCCCGGGAAAUAUGUUUCCUGCCCCUACAGGUUCUUCUGGUGUCCAACAAUCGAUUGGCCUCGUUGCCAGACGAACUGGGUCGAUUGGAUCAGACUCUGACCGAUCUGGAUGCAUCGUAUAAUCAGCUGGCCAACUUACCUGCUCGUCUGGGGGAGCUGAGAACUCUGCGUUCGCUGUCGCUGAGGAGUAAUCAUUUGAUGUAUCUGCCCCGGGAACUAACCUGUUUGAGUUUGAUAUCCCUGGAUGUGAGUAACAACAAGAUCGCUAGUCUGCCCCUGGAGAUUCGUCACAUGAGCACCUUGGUAGAGCUGCAGUUGGAGAAUAAUCCUCUGACCUCGCCCCCAGCUAGUCUUUGCAUGCGUGGCCUGGUGCAUGUUUUCAAGUUUCUAGAGACCCAGGCCACCAAGGACGAGAAGGGUUCCCGAUCCGGUGGCAACUACGAUGGUUACACCACACUGCGCAGAGCUCCUCGCCACAAUUCCAGCGGCAAUGUCCUUGAAGCCAGCACCACUGGCAGCAGUAAUAACCAGCGAAGACAUCAGGUCGACUCUGGUUAUAGCACCAGCGAUGGUCUUGACAAGCGCUGGUCGCACGAUGUCCCUGCAAAAUCCAAAACGGAUUCACCGCUGCACUGUGUGUCCAUUUCGGCGGCUGCCACUUUGCCCAGGACUAUGCCAAGUGCGGUUCAUUCGCAUGCGGAUCUGAUGGAUGCAUCCCUCACCUCCAGCACUAGCACCAUUGUGGAUGAGAGUCUUACCCUGAGUCCGGCGGCAUCGCCCUGCAAGUUGAGCUAUGCGCACUCGAAUAGCUCCAGUAAUAGUUCGUCGCCGGAUCAGGACGAAGACAUCAUGAUCGACCACCAGGAGCGCACUGUUCACCAUGCCAAUGGGAAAUCCGGAAAGGGUCUCGGCAAUAUUCAGACAUAUAAGGAAUACAAGGAGGCCCUAAAACAGCAGCGCAACCAGGAGAUCAGCGUCUACAAGCAGAAGCAUCCGAAUGCCAACCACAGUCCCAAUGACGACGAGGAUCUAUCCCCGUCGCCGCCGGCUAUCUCCAAUGGAUCUUCCUCCAACACACUGCCAAAGUCCAUUAUGAAACAGAAUAGCAAUCAGAACGGUCAUAAUGGGAACGGAAAUGGAAACGGAAAUGGGAAUGGAACCGAUGAUGUUGUUAUACCAAAGAAACCAAUACAGAAGGUGAUACCUUCACGGAAUACGGAAAUAAAGCCGGCGUCCACAUCCGGCAUUCCCUCUGCCAUUCCAUCGGAUUGUUUGGGCUACGUUAAGCCCCAGAGUCCCAUGAAGAAUGGCACAAAUAAAUUCAGUACGUCCAACGGUGGAGGAGUGCCAUCUGCAGCGGGAAUCGCCAGCAGCACCACCAUUAAAUCGCCAGUUAGCUCCACCACCAAGCUGGGUACAGUGAAAACACACCGUUCGGUGACCUGGAAUCAUGAUAUUCCCGCGGAGAAGCUGAGCUUUACCAUGCGACGGGAAUUUGAUCGCCAACGAGAGGAAACUGAAUUGAUGUCGCAGUUGAGGAGUAUCAUUGAAACGCGUUUAAAGAUGACGUUGCCUGUGGAUAUUGCCUCUGCUCUGACGGAUGGUGUUAUACUGUGCCAUCUGGCCAAUUAUGUGCGUCCACGUUCGGUGGCCAGCAUUCAUGUGCCAUCACCUGGUGUGAACAAGUUGACCAUGGCCAGGUGUCGCCGUAAUGUGGAUAACUUUUUGGAGGCAUGUAGGCGCAUUGGCGUAGAUGAGGAGUUGAUUUGCUCCUGUGAAGAUGUUGUGCCACAAAUUGAACCGCAACAACCACAAUUGCCACGUGCUGACGAUGACUAUGAUGCUGAUGUUUAUGUCCAAGAUGAUGACAACAACAUCAGUAGCAACAGCAGCAGCAGCAAUGCCAGCAACAUGCAAUGCACCAACGAUGGCGACUACAGCAGCAACCAUAUUGAUAGAGUGCCCAAUGCAUUGGCCCUACUGCGCACAGUGUCCGCUCUGAUUGCCCUGGAUGAGAAUCCGUAUCAUCAGCAGUUCCAUCAUCAUCUUCAGCAGCAACAGCAGCAGCAGCAACACUUCGAGCAAGAGCAAUUCAGUGAGCCAACUACCUGCAGCCAACAGCAAGAACAGAUGUUGCAGUUGCAGCAGCAACAGCAGCAGCUAGAUCAUGUUUUGUAUGAGAAUGGCCAGCCGAGGGCUGAAAAUGAUGAUGGGGUUGAGGAUCGUGAUGAUGAUGACAUAGGCAAACGGCAGCAGCAACUGGCGACAGUGGGUCAAAUGCUGCUGAAGGCCAAGCAAAAAACCUAUGAGAAAAUCAAGCACAAUCUGCUGAGUGCCCAUGGUCAGCACAAUUUCCAGGGCAAUAACAAUAAUAGAAAGUUGCACACGAUUGUGGAGAAUGAGCACGAUGUGGCCGCCGCAGGACCGGCGGGUCAUUAUCAAAUUAUAGACGAAAAGCAGGAGCAACCGCAACCGAAACAAUCGGAGGACUUGAAGGAUGAGAGUUCACUGGACAACGCGACCAAGGAAGCCAUCAGCAAGCGCAUCGAGUUCUUCGAGCAGCAAAAGAGUGGCAAACAGAAACUGGAGGUCUUCAGCAUCUAUUUGCCGAAGGAGAAAAACAAGCAGCUCGAGCAGAAAAUAAAGGCCAAGACUAACGAAGCUGGAACUUCAAUAUUAAAGCACGAUUCUCACACUUUGACAGUGAUCUUGUCAUGCGUUUUCAUCGCCACUUUCCUCUGGCUGGUCUUCUUCCCGCUGCCCGGCUAGUCUAUAUAGUAUAGCUUCUUUUUGUGUUUGCCUUGGUUUGCCAGUAGAGUUAAGAUUCAAAAUACGAGUUGGUAGUGACUUCUUGAGGCUGCUUUUUGUUUACUGCUUAGGCUUACACCCCAUAUUUAUGAAACAUUCUAUACCUAACUUUUAAUCUAAGAAAUUGAAAUCCCCCAAAAGACAACAAAACAAACAGGCAACUUGUGAGGCAUUUAAUUGAGAGGAAACCCAAAGACUUUGAAAUUGUAUUCAAUUUUUGGCUCGCAUUUCUCAACGAAUUAUUAAGGGUAUGCACAAUGUAGGGUUAAACAUACAUUCUACUUAAAUAGUAAAAAUGUAAGUUCCAAAAAAUACAAAUGCUCUUUUUUGAGUUUCAACCCAAAGUUCCUUUGAAACAACUUUUUCUAUACUUUCUAUGAUUUUAAGUUUAUUUUAUUAUUUAAAUUUGAUAGGUAAACUAUGUAAUAUUUAAGUACCUCACAAUUACACACUUUCACAUAUUAGAAAUGACAACUAUUAGUGUUUAGUUCAUGAUGAUGAGGACGUUUUCUACUAAAAAAAUAUACGACAUCCUUCAACUAUCUUUACUGUCGUAAAAAAAUAAUAUUUUUGUAUCACCCACAUAAAAAGAUUUUACCUUGAAAGGAUUUCGAUUGUGCAUACCCAUAGAAAUUAAUUUAAAAAGAGCCGUUUUACAGUAACCCCCAUUAUAACCACAUAUUCCUAGUUCAUGUACAAGCUAUUGAACUCUAAAUUGAAUUAAGAACAUAAGAAAAUAUUUUUAAACUCGCAUUUGCUUAACCACGUCUCAAGUCGUGCUGAACUGAAAAAAGCCACAACAAUGCGCUUCAUUUCAUUGUAUUUAUACUAACCAUUAAAUAACACGAUUGACCUAAGUUACAACGAAACUAAAUUGAUUUAAGUUCCAUUCUGGCAAAAAGAGAUUUAUGAAAAUCAUUAAGAAAAUGUACUAGCAUAGAUACAGGUAGAUGAUACGAUAUACAAAUACCAAUUAGAUGGUUAAGAUGGGAAAAAUAGGAAUGAGACUUGUUAUAGUUUGAUGGGUAAUUAAUUCUGGUAGUUAUCGUAAAAAGUAGCUACUGGAGGGAUUUGGAGAUGUAUGGUUUUACUGGAAGCAGGGACACUCAAAAUAGUUGUAGAAACAGUGAAAUAGUUAUAAAAUGAAGUUAAAAGUAUAUAGCCAACCAAUGUACCAAUUUCAGAAGGAUUCUUCUGGAUACAGUUUACCAAAUCAGUAGAAAAAAAAGCAUUUUGCCGUGUGCACUUUAUUUUUGAAGACAUUCUUAGUAGUCCAUUGAUUUUCGUUUAUUCGUUUUUGAUAUAUCUAUAAAACAUAUAAAAUGGUUACAUCUUCUUACAAAUAUUUUUGAUGUACAAACCAAAUGUGUCAAAAAAUAGUCCAAACAAGUUUUCUAAAAUACAUCACAUCUAAUACAACACAGUACAUCACUCACUUUCUCGAAUAAAUUUAAAUACGCACAAUUUAAUAUAAAGAUGACCAUUUAAAUGCAAAUAAUGAUCACAAAAUAGUGCCUUUGACUGGAGAGCGGCGACAGUCUAUUCUGCCUACAUUCUAUAAUCAAUAUAGUAUCUAUCCUUGUCGAAAGCAAUAAUUUGUCACUAAUAACUUUUCAAGAAUGACGCUUUUCUGUACCAAUUUAAUUUACAACCAAGUUUACUUGACUAAACUUCAAUAUGUGCUAACAACAUUCCUAACAUUAUACAUAAUUUAUUUAAUUUAAGCUUAAACUUGUACUUAAAAGAGGGAAAACAAAAUGAAGUCUAAUCAAAUUUCUACAAGAAGCACAAUCUCUAACACUCAGAAAAGAAAUAAUAUAAACAUAUAUAUUUAUCUAGCGUCUAAAAUCAGAAAUAUAUAUUUUGUCUAACAAAAUUAUUAAAGGAAAGACAAGGCAUUUGAAGCAGCUGUAAUCAGUCAUUAAUUUUUAUAAAAAAAAACACAUAUUUAACACGCAUAAAUCCUGAAAAGUAUAUAUAAAAUCUCCAAAAUGAAAAUUGAAGCCAAAUCUUUUUGUCAGCAUUUGUCAGAGGAAUAUUCCAUAAGUUUACUUCCAAACCAAAUGAAAAUAUAAACAGUUGCAUUUAAAUUUAAGCACACCUGUCAAAUAAACGCUAUAUAUACAAAGUGGAAUCAAAGAGCAAAAUAUAUGAAAAAUACACCAAACAAAUAAUGUAUUGCGUUUGGAGCUGUUACAGAAAUCUUAUUCAAAAAAAGGAGUUAAAAUAUUUUUUUAUUUGAGAAUUUUAAUGACAUUUUUGUGGAAAAGAUUUCUGUAACACCCUAUUUAGAAGUUUGCAGUUUUACGGUCAUUGUGCUAAGCUAAGACACGAACCACGAUGUGUGUAACGUUUAGUUCAUCAAUUAGUGGAUACCUAAUCCAGUUGCUUGCAAACUGUGGAGGGCCGGAACUUAUUAAAUAAAUAAAAUAAAUAUUUUGGCAAUAUUAAGACCGUAUCAGUAAAUUUUUGAAAUUUAAAUAAAAGAACAUACAAUUAUAUAAUUUAUUUAUGAAAUUCUAAGGACUUGAACCCACAUUUUUCUUAAUUUUCGGUCUGUCAUAUUUCAAAAGCCAAUUAAUAUAAAAAUCAAAAAUAUUUAUUUUACUUCUUUGAUCGCCUGCGUUAAAAACAAAACCAAAAACGCCAUUUUAUCCAAACUCACAAUGA
Messenger RNA from Drosophila subpulchrella, 6357 nucleotides. It is a transcript of the gene Lrch, whose product is annotated as leucine-rich repeat and calponin homology domain-containing protein. The transcript has 7 exons. The record is from RefSeq and is a predicted model, not a curated record. Gene Ontology annotation, molecular function: protein binding. Bases 403 to 3648 code for a protein of 1081 amino acids. Lineage: Eukaryota; Metazoa; Arthropoda; Insecta; Diptera; Drosophilidae.